Messenger RNA from Parasteatoda tepidariorum (common house spider), 2121 nucleotides. RefSeq names its product lachesin. NCBI's taxonomy places the organism in Eukaryota, Metazoa, Arthropoda, Arachnida, Araneae, Theridiidae. The record is from RefSeq and is a predicted model, not a curated record. Gene Ontology annotation, cellular component: neuron projection.
GUGUUUUCCGGAAAAUGUUUAGUUGCUUUAUGACUGCUACCGUCAAUGCAUUGAGUUUUGGAAAGUUCCCCCUUUUUCCGGCGCAACUUGGCGCGCAAGAGCGUUUUGAAACAAGUUGCAAAAUUUACGGCGUACGGACGUUUUAUCGUUUAAGUGACAAAAUGUGGCAUUUAUUGACAAUUUACAUCUUUUAAUUGUGUUUAAAAACAAAUAUAACGGGACUAAAACUAGUAGUUGCGGGAAAUUCGAAUCAUCAUGUCAUCAUUGUGGACAUUCCAUAUACUUGUACUUGUGUUAGCAGUUUGGGUGACAAGCCUAGUGUCAGUUAAUUCAGAUGCAUUAGCAACCUCAUCAGAAGUUCCAGCGUUUGCAGAACCUAUACCAAACACAACAGCAACUGUUGGUCGUGAAGCAAUAAUGAAAUGCACGAUCGACAACCUAGACACAUAUAAGGUAGCUUGGAUAAAAUUGGAUACCCAAACCCUACUGAGCUAUCAUAUUCACGUGAUAAGCAGAGAUAAGAGAUUGAAAAUAACCAACAGCAAUCAAAGACAAUGGUUUCUUCAUAUCAAAGAUGUAAAUGUCUCAGAUAGAGGCUAUUACAUGUGCCAAAUUAAUACCGAGCCCAUGAUAAGUCAAGCUGGAUAUUUGGAUGUAAUGGUUCCACCGUCCAUUGUAGAGGAUGAGACGAGCACUGAUACUGUUGUAGAAGAGAGAGCGAAAGUGAGUCUUCGUUGCGGAGCUUCUGGAUAUCCAGCUCCUCAGAUAUCGUGGAGGAGAGAAAACUCAAAAGAUAUAAAUCUGGGCCCUGUCGGCAACACCAGGAACAUAGUGCAAAGAGUAGAAGGUGAAUAUUUGAACCUUACCCAAGUAAAUCGGGAAGAUAUGGGUGCUUAUCUGUGCAUUGCUAAAAAUGGUAUUCCUCCUUCUGUAAGCAAAAGAAUUCUUUUGCAAAUAAACUUCCAACCGAAGAUCCGAGUGGCAAAUCAAGUAGUUUACGCUGCCGGAGGAACAGAAGCAAUUUUAGGUUGUCAUUUGGAGGCGUCUCCUCGACCUUUGACGUCUUGGAUUAGACACGAUGAAGCUGUUCUUAUAAGCAACAACAAAUACGAAAUACAAGAGAUUGAAGAUUCCUACAAGAUUUUGAUGCAAUUAAAAAUAAAAAAUAUAUCCGAUGAUGAUUUUGGACAUUAUAAAUGUGUAGCGAAAAAUACUUUCGGAGAUAAAGAAGGAUUUGUCAGAUUGAUUGAAAUAGUGACAACAACAACUACCACUCUAUCAACCCUUGCAUACAAGAUUUAUGUGCCCGUACAAAGAGUUGUGACUGAAAUGUAUGUUGCUCAAGAUGGAACAACGGAAAACAAAAAGGAAUUUGGGUCUCCUACAACGAAUUCCUUAAGAGACGAAUCGCAAGUCCUAUCUUCAGAAAAAGUAUUAAAACCUGGAAAAAUCGAAAGCCGUAUGGAAGAAGAUAAGCACAGAACCACUGGAGAGCAUCGAACUAAACACACCAAAAAAGCAACUUCUGCUUGCAUUUCUCUGAAUAUAUCGUGCUAUGAAAUAUUCAUCAUCUUUUUCAUCAGUUCGAUCUACAAUAAAUCCUUUUUCAAAUAAUUUUUCAACUGCUCAACAUGUUUCAGCAUCUUUCAAUUACGUUUUCAUUCAUUUAAAAUGACUAAAAUGACACCAGGAGUUAUUAUGUGAAUUUCCAAAGCACAUAAAAUAUUUCAUUAAAGUCAUUAACUAAAAAUAUAAAAAUUAAGACAAUCUGUUUCAGAAUUGUACACAGGGUAGAAUGAUCUCAAACAAAUAAUUCGAAAUGGAAGCUUCAAAAAUUGACAACAUUGAUUACAUUAUGAUCAAGUUUUAUAUGUAGAGUGUUGAUAUACUGUAAAUAUUAUUACUGCUUGUUUUUAUAUUUUCAGUUGAACUGUACAAUAAUUUUUAUGCUUAAUAUGAUUAUGAAAAUCAAUUUGGAAUUUACUAUUGUUAUUUAUACAUUUUUGGUUAGUUUUAAAUAUUUGACCUGAUUAAAGUAUAUAAAAUUUUAUUUAAAUAUUGUAUAUAUGUGCCAAGCUAAUGUUAUACAAAUAUGAAUAUUUAAAUGAUCUGAUGUUUAUG